Messenger RNA from Hemisphaericaspora subhashii, 1458 nucleotides. Its product is annotated as sphinganine kinase. Gene Ontology annotation, molecular function: sphingosine-1-phosphate phosphatase activity. Bases 1 to 1458 code for a protein of 485 amino acids. Lineage: Eukaryota; Fungi; Ascomycota; Pichiomycetes; Serinales; Debaryomycetaceae. Gene Ontology annotation, cellular component: endoplasmic reticulum membrane. The transcript has a single exon. The record is from RefSeq and is a predicted model, not a curated record.
AUGGAGGAACUGGCGAAGUCAGAAACAUUAACUAAUAGAACCACUAAAAAACUGCUUCCUCUUAAGGAGGUUUCUCCCAUGGUGGAUCAUAGCGGUGAUGCCGGAAACCAAUCAAGUGAUCAUUAUAAAGCAAGAUUAUCUCCAUUUAGAUACAAGCUAAGAUCAGCAUUGAUACCUCUAAUCAGAGCUGAGAAUGAAUAUUUACAUUCGAUGCAAACUAAUUUAAGACAUCCAUGGCUUGAUUUCUAUUUUGCUUGGACAGCUAAUUUAGCAAGUCAUACUUUUUAUGUAUUGAUGCUACCAACUCCGAUAUGGUUUGGGGCCGGUGAAUUAUCUCGAGAUUUGGUUUAUGUUUUAGGAUUAGGGAUAUAUUUUACUGGAUUUUUGAAAGAUUUCUUUUGUUUACCGAGACCAAGAUCACCUCCAAUUCAUAGAAUAACAAUGUCUUCAUAUACAACCCAAGAAUAUGGAUUCCCAUCAUCACAUCUGGCUAAUGCCACUGCUGUGACAUUGGUAUUGGCUUCAAGACUUUUCAAUCUAGAUAUUUCAAGAACUCAAUUUAUCAUACUUUUGAGUUGGUUGAUUAUUUAUUAUGUGUCAUUAAUAUUUGGUAGAUUAUAUUGUGGAAUGCAUGGAUUUCUUGAUCUCUUUGUUGGAUCAUCAGUUGGGGCAGGGGUGUUUUUAUUUAGAUUCUUUUGGGGGAAACAAUGGGAUCUGUUAUUAUUUGAUAAUGGAUUUGGAAUCAUCCCAAGUGCAAUUUUCAUUGUGGCGAUGUUUUUAGGAUUGAUUCAUAUUCAUUCAGAACCAGUUGAAGAUUGUCCUUGUUUUGAUGAUUCCGUUGCAUUUAUUGGUGUAUUGAUUGGUUUAGAUAUAUCUCAUUUAAUAGCAUAUCAUACCCAAUAUUUCAUGCCUACUGAAGCACAUACUGACCCUUUCUUACUUCCAUUUGAUGUUAAUCAAGGAAUGAUGAAAAAUAUAGGACGUUUCAUAUUGGGGGUCACAUUAGUGGUUAUAUGGAAAGCCAUAUCUAAACCAAUCAUCUUUACUAUUUUACCACCAAUUUAUAAAAUAAUUGGAGUUUAUUUGCCAAGAAGGAAUUUUAUCAGUACUGCUCAUGCUAAAUCUUCAGUACGUCAUAUUCGUUCUGCAUCUAUAUCAAAUGAUCAUUCAAGUAUUGGUAACUUCAAUAACUUUAUUAAGGGAGUCACUGAUCAUACUAAGAUAGAUGAGAUUGGUCCUACUACCGAUAUUGAUUAUAUAGAAAUGUUGGAUUAUAAAAAGAAAACUAAUCGUCCAGCAUCAGAAGUACAAAACAUUGAAGAGAAACUUCUAGCUAAAAGUGGUGUAUUCAAACCUCGUUAUGAUGUUGAAAUUAUUGGUAGAAUAAUUGUUUAUGCUGGAGUUAGUACCACUGCCGUAUGGGGACUUACAUGUGCAAUUUCUUAUGUUAAUGUAUAG